Molecule: messenger RNA, 810 nt
Organism: Schistocerca gregaria
Lineage: Eukaryota; Metazoa; Arthropoda; Insecta; Orthoptera; Acrididae
Exons: 2
Coding region: 1-810 (269 amino acids)
Molecular function (GO): nucleic acid binding
Source: RefSeq, a predicted model, not a curated record
AUGGUCGCCCAACUGUGUGGAGUGCAGCUGCAAAAAUCGACAAGCUACCAUCUGGCGUCAAAUGGCAUGGUAGAGAGGCUCCACAGGAUGCUAAGAGCUGCCUUAACUUGUUGUGACACAACUUGGACAGAGGCACGUCCCCUGGUACUGCUCAGCCUACGAGGUACUCUCAAGGAGAAAAUCGGUGCUUCAUCUGCUGACCUCGUACAUUCGCAGUCAUUGGCUGUUCCAGGAGACUUCAUGGAGGAAGCACCACUGCCACAUGACCAUACCACCCUACAACUGGCAGAACAUUUAUGCGCACACAUGGCUGGCCUCCAACUGUACACACCAAUGUGGCAUGGUACAGGCAAAGUGUUUGUGCAUGCCAGCCUGCAAUGCUACAGCCACAUCAUGUUGUGCAUUGAUGCCGCACAGCCACCAUUUUGGUCCGCCACCUCGAAACCGGACUGCGUCACCAUCGAUUAUGUCAAAACACUUGUUUUGUCCACUCCAAAUGCUGCACACUUCUAUGACCCUGUGGAAUAUAUAACUGCCAAUGAAGCUUCCCAUGCCACCAGUGUGGCAGCAUCCAUACUCAUCACCUACAACAACACACAGGCACUGCUAGCUGUCAUCUUGCCACCAGCUGUCACCAUGCUGCCACGUGCACCUCACCCCACCCUGCAUGGUCAGCUAGUGCAGCAGCCUGAAGUGCCCCCACCACAGCCAUCAACAGACUAUGUCACAUGCUCUGGCCAGUGGAUCUGUUUCAAACACCCAUGCUGCUUGACAAUUGCAUCAUGCCACCAGACACUGAAUGGGCGAUAA